Messenger RNA from Astyanax mexicanus (Mexican tetra), 2501 nucleotides. It is a transcript of the gene glis1a, whose product is annotated as zinc finger protein GLIS1. Gene Ontology annotation, biological process: regulation of transcription by RNA polymerase II. The transcript has 9 exons. The record is from RefSeq and is a predicted model, not a curated record. Gene Ontology annotation, molecular function: DNA-binding transcription factor activity, RNA polymerase II-specific; RNA polymerase II cis-regulatory region sequence-specific DNA binding. NCBI's taxonomy places the organism in Eukaryota, Metazoa, Chordata, Actinopteri, Characiformes, Acestrorhamphidae. Bases 182 to 1990 code for a protein of 602 amino acids. Gene Ontology annotation, cellular component: nucleus.
UCUCCCCGCGCGCGCGUGGGAGGGUGAAGCAUCGCGGGACUGGAGCGGAGCAGCGGGUUUUUGGGGACAAAAGAAAGAUUCUUUACAUCCGGAAAACAUGGAGUGAUUUAUCCUCAUCACAAGAAUUCAAACAAGACCAUCCAUCCCACAUCUUUCACCCCAGAGCACUAUUAGCAACGAGAUGGGGCCGACCAGACUUGGACCUGCAGCUUUACAGCUGGAAAAGUGCAGCUUUUCUAGCAACGUUUUAGACCAAGAGCAGCUUCCCCAGUAUCCCCUGAACUCCUGCAGCCAGCACUGCGUCUCCCAUUCACUUCCCAUCCAGAGCGUUAACAUGAGAACUUGUGAAUCCAAGACUGUAGUGCCCAUCGUUUCCAAUGACGCCAUUGAUUUAGCCUCUAUCGUCCAAUUGACUCAGAGAUCAGUAAUGUACCAAUGCAUCAGUGAAGUUCAAGCUGACUUAGACUGCAGCCUUCCAGGCCGAGGUGAGCUUUCUGAAGUCACCAGCAUUUCCACUCCUUCACCUGCAUCCUUCACUCCUUCCUACUCCUCCAGUCCGUGCUGUGAUGGAUCCAGUCCACAGCUGUUGGGUUCUCAUUGUUCUCAAUCAAUCUCUACGUCUACAAUUCUCAGGAACUUCAAGAAAGAACCUGGAAGUACGUUUGAAGUUUGCAGUUGCCCUAAGAACAAGGAUGUACUUUAUCAUGUCAGACCUGAACACAGCUGUUCCAACACCUGUGCAGACUCAGCUAAUGAACUGGCCAAUCAGCUUCAAGCUCAAAAAAGUUCAGGAACUCAAUCUGAAGAGACUUGCACCACGAUUUUCAACCAAACAGAUUUAGGACUUGCACCCGAAGAGAAGGAGGUGAAAUUAUUCUCUUGUACUGAGCAGCCAUGCCAGUGGAUGGACUGCCGGGCGUCUUACGUGCAAAAAGAUGAGCUGGUGAGGCACAUUGAGAAAGUUCACGUGGACCAGCGGAAAGGAGAUGAUUUCACUUGUUUUUGGGCCGGCUGUGUUCGCCGCUGCAAGCCCUUCAACGCCCGCUACAAACUGCUCAUCCACAUGAGGGUCCACUCUGGAGAGAAGCCCAACCGGUGCAUGUUUGAAGGCUGCAGUAAGGCUUUUUCUCGAUUGGAGAACCUGAAGAUCCACCUGCGGAGUCACACGGGUGAAAAGCCGUAUAUUUGUCAGUUUCGCGGCUGCAUGAAGGCCUUCAGCAACUCCAGCGACCGAGCCAAACACCAGAGAACACACCUGGACACGAAGCCGUACGCCUGCCAGCUCCCGGGCUGCACCAAGCGCUACACUGACCCCAGCUCCUUACGCAAGCAUGUGAAGAGCCACUCCAGCAGAACCCUGACCACACUCCACCAGCAGCAAUCUUGUUUGGAGGCGGACUCGGAGUGCCUGGAGGAACGACUGAUGGAGCACAGUUCUCUCUACCAGCAUCAGCAAAGCAGCUUUAAUGCAGGGCUGUCGGAGAACAGUGUGACUGUGUGUAGCAGGAGUCCAGCAGUGUCCCGCAGCACGGAGCUCAGCUACACCCGACACCACCCUCAUCCUAUACACAGCAACCACAACAACAACAACAUCAGCCUCACACAGGACAGGCUGACCUGUCCACUCUUGUCCGGAGGUCCGAUCAGCCAAUCAGAAGCUCCACAAUCAGUCAAAGAAACAUCCUUCAUCAGCUCAGCUCAGAAACCCAGCCUGCUCCACCCCGAUCACCAAACCCACCAACACUCGUUCCACAGUUUUCCCGCCCUGCCGGAUCAGAACUACACGGAUAGAGGGAAUGCUCCACACGGCUGCGAGCAGGAAGGAUACAUGUACAUCCCCACGUUUACCACACCUGAUUUUAGCUCAUGUCAGGACCCUCAGGCUGUCAGUGGGAAUUUCUCCAGUGGUCCAGAUGAUGGUUUUCUGCUGCAGAUGGGUGUGUAUGACCGGUUCCUGGGUCAGAUCUGUUCUCUGUACGCUGAGACAUAAACCCCUUGUGUCACUCACCAGACACUCAUCUCUACAAGUCUGGACAGUGGUGGACUGGGACACACUCUAAUUCAGUUUAUAGCACACCUUUUUUCUACUGGAGGGGUAGAAGGGCAUCCAUAGAUGAGCACUUAUUCAGACACAUUAUCAAAUUUCCUUGAUCUAGAGGGACAUAUUCAUAAUUUAUUGUAAGAAGGGACACUCUAGCGAGCACUUUAUAAUUUUUUUCUCCACAAGAAGUGCAGUGCUUUUCUUCCAGAGGGGCAAUUGCCCCCCCUAGCCCCCCUUGAAUCUGCUUGUGAGUCUGGACAAACUGGACCUGGGUUAAUAACCCACACACUGAGGUACUGAUGGAACUGACUGAUCAAAAAAGGUUCUGGACUUUUUGAUUUUAGGACCAGAUUUUUUUAUGUAGCAUCGUUCUCCCACCACAGUUUUUCAGACCAUAGUGCUGAAGAUCAUGUUUACACUAAAGAGGAGAUGUGAGGUAACUGCAGUGUGUUCUCUUCUU